Messenger RNA from Lentinula edodes (shiitake mushroom), 2033 nucleotides. RefSeq lists its product as uncharacterized. Bases 170 to 1570 code for a protein of 466 amino acids. The record is from RefSeq and is a predicted model, not a curated record. The transcript has 5 exons. NCBI's taxonomy places the organism in Eukaryota, Fungi, Basidiomycota, Agaricomycetes, Agaricales, Omphalotaceae.
GAAUAUCUGAGUGAGAAGAAACCGGCAUCUGUAAAUUCCUGCUCAAUUGACCGGCAAAUGAUUGGUCCCAAGCAUUCUCCACCACGUAUGAUUCUAUCCUCGGUCCACAGCGCUCCUUAAAUCUGGUACCACAACAUACUUGCUCUUCCCUUGUGUCAACAUAGCUGUAAUGAGAUAUGCUAACUUCUCCUCCACUGUGACUAUAUGGCUGUCACUGCUAUCGUCGUAUGCUGCCAUCGGUACCAACGUUAAUAUUACUGUGGACGAUUCCGAUCCUUCUAUACUUUAUCAACCCCAGGAGCAUUGGUUCACGAACACUGAAUAUUGUGCAACAUGCUUUCAACCAGAUGCAACUCAUGCAUUUAACAAUUCCUAUCACCUUGGCAUUCAUAAUAUUAGUCUAGAUACAGACGACUUCGCCCAGGACAAUACACUCAGUGGGCACCAUGCAGAAUCUAGGAAAGGCGAAAACGACUAUUAUGAUCACGUCAAGAACCAGGAAAAGAGACGAGAGACGCGAAUGCGGAGGCUAGAUUCUGAUGAUCCUGGGUUUGUGGACUCCACCGUCACCGCUCAGUUCAACUUUAACGGGAAUGCGGUUUAUCUUUUCUGCGUUGAGCCUUUGGCCACGACCUCCCCUCCAAUAACUCCAAGUACCAUGAAUCUUACGUUCGUUCUGGACACCACUUUGUCCGGCUCUUUCGUCCAUGUCGGCUCCUCGUCUACUUCUGGAUUUGCCUCGAAUGUAUCUGUGUUCUCGGUAGAAGAUUUGGAUGACGGGCCGCACGUUCUUUUAGUAAACGUGUUGCCUAAUUCAGUGUUCGUGUUCGACUAUUUGGUAUACACAGUCAAUGAGCAACUAUCAUCGCCUUCUUCUACUUCAAAUACAAUGAUGCCCACUGCAAGAGCUAACACCAAGGAUGCGAACCACCGUAACAUCGGAACGUUCGCUGGUGCUGUGGGAGGAAGCGUCGGAGUCUUAGGCACUUUGGCGUUGUGUAUAUUUCUCAGCAUUUGGACCCGACGACGCAGAUCUGCCAAACGAGAGAGGCUCGAGCAAGCCAGAGAGCGUGAACUUGCAUCCGCCAGAAAUACACCUCCAAUAAUAGGACCUGCUCCUUUCAUUCCCAGAUAUUUCCCAAGAAUAGGGCCUGCUGCCCCUCCCCCUUAUAUUGGCCCCACACACAAUGUCCGGGACACAUCCUUCUUUCACACCUCUUCGCCUCCCUCUCCCAAUCUUCCGCCGCUUUACCCUCAGCCGGUUGCUUCAUCUAUUCCGCUAUCUUAUGCAGACAUCCCCCCAUCAAUACCGCCUCCCCCGCUGUUGGAUGAAGUGGAAGCUCAUUGGAUCGCGCUUCCUCCUUCUCCGCCUCCGCCUUUCGGGGAAACGAUAGGCAACUCGGCUUCCACUGCGGAUGUCACAGAAAUUACAUCACCUCUUGAAGUAGAGGUACCCACUCCCACGAACGCUCACGAUAGGACCGCGUCAACUACCGCUUCCCAUCAAGAACCUGGCGUUGACACAGUCACGGAAGACCCCGGCGUACCCACUUUGAUUGCCCCGGGGUGAGAAUAUGAGCUCUGCAGUUUGGGUGGUCAGAAUUACACACAAAAAUAUUCAAAGGCGGUGUUGAAAUAUUUAGCGAGUUUUGCCUUUUCAUCAUGUGGAGCAAAUCUAUCUUACGCCACUUUCCGUACUGUGGACUGAAAUCUAUCGCUUCAUAUAACUACAUCUAUCAGGAACAAUAUGAGAUAUGAGCUCUCAAGUCUAAAGCCAACAACCUGAGUAAAAUCAUAGUGGUGACUGAAAUUUUCCGACAAGCCUUAAGAUUGCUUUUGGCAGUUGACAACCAGCCUAGCGGAGACACCAGAGACUCUGUAAGCUUCCGUGAGUCUCUACACCACCAAUGCGGAAAAUUCCUCGACUGGGGCUCCUAAAAAUUUGAAGGUAUAACGAAUAUCACACCAGAUCGGACCCCAGAGUACAUGGAUUCGUCGAAGGUUCCCCACAAACGCAGGAAAACUAGAUCAUA